Messenger RNA from Erythranthe guttata (spotted monkey flower), 3178 nucleotides. RefSeq names its product Tetratricopeptide repeat (TPR)-like superfamily protein. Gene Ontology annotation, molecular function: zinc ion binding; protein binding; RNA binding. Gene Ontology annotation, biological process: RNA modification. The record is from RefSeq and is a predicted model, not a curated record. NCBI's taxonomy places the organism in Eukaryota, Viridiplantae, Streptophyta, Magnoliopsida, Lamiales, Phrymaceae.
CUUUUUAGGGAGAAAGUUUGACAGAUGAUAUACUUUAGGGGCCUAAAUUGUAUUUAACCCUUCUUAUUUUAUAGCAUAUAAAUUUGUAAAGUAUUAUUUAACUAAAGUACGCCACCGCCGACCACGCGCCACCGCCCCCGCCGGAAAAAAUUCCCCGCAGCAUACAUGAAACGAGGCGCGCGCACCCAAAUCUUCAAUCAUCACUCAACGAAAUCAGUUCUCCGAAACCUGAGAUCGCUCGUCUCGUUGUCCACUCGAAAUUUCCUCUCCGCCGCAUUCAGCCCAGGUCAAAACUCCGACUCAGUAGAAACCAACGGUGGCGAACGAUUUUCAGGUAUAAUCGAAGACAAAGACCUUCUGAGAAAAAAUCCCAAUGGAAAUCUUCUCGUUCUCGACCUCAUCGACGGCGGCAGAAUGGAACCGGGUUCGAGGUUGUAUACAGAGCUCUUCAAGAAGUGUACUGAACUGGGCAAGCUCAAAGAGGGUCAGAUGGCUCACGCCCAUUUCCUGGCGUCGAGAUUUCAGCAUUACGUUUCUCUGCAAUGCACCGUUGUGAACAUGUACGCGAAAUGUGGGGAUAUGGAGCUGGCACGCAAGGCGUUCGACGAAAUGCCUGAACGGGAUAUGGUUUCUUAUACUAUGUUGAUCACUGGGUAUUCGCAGAGUAACGGGUUCAAGGAGGCGUUGGAUUUGUAUGUAGAGAUGUUGAAGAUGGGAUUGCAGCCGAAUGAGUUUACUUUCGGCAGUGCCCUCAAGUGUGCCGGGGGUAUGCAGAGUGAUGCGAUGGGUAGGGUGAUUCAUGGGACUUGUCUGAAAUGUGGAUACGAUAAUAACGUAUAUGUUGGGAGUGCAUUGGUGGAUAUGUACACGAGGUGUAAGAGAAUAGAUGAUGCAAAGGCCAUAUUCAAUGGGCUCGAGUGCAAGAAUGAAGUUUCGUGGAACGCUCUAAUUGCAGCAUAUGCUAGGGAAGGAGAAGGGCACAACGCAGUGGAGCUCUUCUCGGAGAUGAAACGGGUAGGUUUUAACCCGACCCAUUUCACGUAUUCGAGUAUUUUCGCAGCCUGUGCUAGUAACGGGGCUUUGGAACAAGGGAAAUGGGUGCACGCAGAUAUGUUGAAAUCGGGACAAAAACUCGUUGCUUUUGUAGGCAACACUCUUCUUGAUAUGUAUGGUAAAGCAGGAAGCAUUGAUGAUGCAAAGAAAGUUUUCGAUCGAUUAGUGAAGAAGGAUAUCGUUUCGUGGAACUCAAUGCUUACUUCGUACGCACAGCAUGGACUCGGUGAAAAAGCCGUUGACCUAUUCGAAGAAAUGCGUGGUUUUGGUUUUCAGCCAAACAAGAUCACUUUCCUUUGUGUACUCAAUGCAUGCAGUCACAGUGGGCUUUUAGACAGAGGGUUAUAUUACUUUGAGCUGUUGAGGAAAUAUAAGUUGGAGCCAGAUAUUACGCAUUACGUGACGGUAGUCGAUCUACUCGGUCGAGCAGGGCAACUCGAUCGUGCGCAGACGUUUAUAAGUGAAAUGACCAUUUUACCCACGGCAGCCGUUUGGAAAGCCUUGCUUGGAGCUUGUCGGAUGCACAAGAAUAUGGAAUUGGGUGCUUAUGCAGCUGAGCGAGUUUUCGAACUCGACCCACACGAUUCUGGGCCCCACAUGCUUCUCUCUAAUAUGUAUGCAUCUGCUGGUAGGUUGAGCGACGCUGCGAGAGUGAGAAAGAUGAUGAAUGAAAACGGGGUUAAGAAAGAACCCGCGUGUAGUUGGGUUGAGAUAGGGAACUCCGUGCAUGUGUUUGUGGCGAAUGACGAAAAUCACCCUCAGAGAGAGGAGAUUCGAAGAAAGUGGGAGGAGAUUAGAGAUGGGAUCGAGAAGAUUGGGUAUGUUCCCGAUACGAGCCAUGUGCUUUGGUUUCUUGACGAGAGAGAGAGAGGAGAGCGACUGCAGUACCACAGCGAGAAACUGGCGCUUGCGUUUGCGAUUCUCAAUACUGCAGCGGGGACCACAAUCUCGAUAAAGAAGAACAUUAGGGUUUGCGGCGAUUGCCAUUCCGCGUUCCGGUUCGUGUCCCGGUUGGUUGGUCAAGAAAUUGUAUUGAGAGAUACGAACAGGUUUCAUCAUUUUCGGAGUGGUUCUUGCUCUUGUAGAGAUUAUUGGUAGGUAGCUGAAAGCAGAUGAUUAUAAAUGAUAUGUGAAGAUCGGUUGUCAAAUGUCGUUUGUUUGGGAUGAGUUCGGCGAAAGGAAGGUACUCGGAGCUCGAAUAUGCUAACAUCCGCGAUGCGAUUCUUGCCUGCUGUUUCAACGUCAUCGGAUAAAAAGGUUAGAAAGAUACAUUUCUUCACCUUAUGUUUUAAUUUGAGGCAUUGAAGACAUGUCUAGGGCUAAAGCUAUAGAUUGAGCAAGUGAUAGAUGAGACAUUUCUAGGGACGCAGAUUCCGAAUUCCGAUCCAACAUUUUCCUAUUUUGGAACAACAUACUUUUCAUUCCGAAUUUCUAAAGUUCCGAAGUUUCUUUUUUGGAACGAAAUUGGAAUACAUAUUAGCUUCCGAUUUUCGAUCCGGUUUAAAUUUUCAAAAAUGUUUCGGAUUUUUUUUCAAAAUCUGCACUUGUAACAUUAAUAUUACUAUGUAUUCUUUAUUACAUGCGACCAAGAAAAUCGCAGUUCCCGGAUUCCGCCAAAUCAAAUCUUAACUUUCCGAUUUUGGACCAAGUUUUGUCAUUCCAAUUUUGCAAAAAUUCCGAUUUUUUACCCCAUGUUUUCUUUGAAACGGAAUUGGAAUUAAUUUUUCACUUCCGAAAAGAAUUGGGGGAAAUGUUGGUAAAGUCUAAUUUCGAUCUGGUCCGUCCGAUUUCCACCCUCAGAUAUCUCUCUCUCUCAAUUGGCAAGAAACUAACAUAGGACCACUUGGGCCACUUUCUUACUAAUUUACAUAAAGCCCACAAAAAGAAUUGCAAUCAUUAGGCCCAAAAUUUUGAAACACACAAACUCAUGUGCAAGGGUAUUUUGGGGAAGAAGUGAAAAAUAAUAGCCUGAACAGAGGAAAGUAAAGAGAAGACUUUAUAUACGAAAGAAGGAGAAGAAGCCACGUCGACUUUGACACCACUUAAGCAUUAAAACCUCGUACCCUUGCCGACAAGUACACCCCUUGUACACUCAUUUCUUAUCUACUUACUCACAAUUCUCUUA